AUGCGUCGCCAAUCCAACCACAUCGACGACUAUUCGCUCACCGAAUUCCAGGAGUUGCUGACGGAUCUGCGGUUCACAUCGCUGAAGACCGCGAACCUGUCGACCAAUGUCGCUGUGGCCUUCCUGACUGGGAUUCCGCACGUCUCUCGCAGGACGUGUGAUUCGAGCCUAUCGCGAAUGCCGACGUACAACGACAGCUAUGUUCCGGGGACUCCGUAUGAGAGCUACCCACUCGACCAGGACCGCAUCAUCGAGCUCGAGGAGGAGCGUAUCGAGCGCCAGUACACCGUCGAUGGGGACGAGGGCAGGAGCUUCCGUCGCAGCAACAGCGACGGGCACCAGCAGGAGGAGGAGCUUGGCGUGUCGAAGACCCGGAUGCGGUUGAUGCGCUGGCAGUCGCACAUCGCCAACAUGUGGCGCCGUUACCGCGACCGGCGGUCGGACAUCCUGGCGGCGCCUGACAACCACCACAUGGGCCUCGAGAACCGGGAGACGCAGCGACGCAAGAAGUUCUACAUCAGCUACGCGGAGCUCAUCAUCCCCAGCCAGGACACCUACAACCCGAACUUCAUGAACAUCCCGCUGCACUACGGCAUUGUCAAGGCCAGAGCGUGCGGCAACGCGAGCCCUGGCAACUCCGAUGUGUUCGACGCUCCGGAGGUCUUGUCUGUUGAGAUUUCGGACUUCGCGGAGAUCAACUCGCGUUUCCGCUUGGACAACGAGUGGCUGCACCCGACGCUAUCGCUCACCAAGCUCAGCCGCAUCAAACUCACAAUGUUCCUCGCUCCUCGCUUCGUGCACCAUCUGGACCCGUCCACGGUAUUUUCCGCGUGGAUCCUGUUCGAACGGCUGGUGAUAAAGGGCGUCGUCACUAAGCAGAACCGCAGGCUGUACGCCGCCACGUGCCUCGUCAUCGCCUACAAGUUCAACCAGGAUGGUGAGCACACCGCGGUCAACGAUGUCAUAGCCUACCUGUGCCGCGACCGUUCCAUCACGCCCACCGCCAUCUUCGCGUCGGAGAUGAAGGUGUUCACGCAACUCGAGUUCUCCCUCAAGCAGAGCUACAGCGGCAUGCGCCGUCAUGUACAACACUAUCUGGAGUUAAACCACAUCACGUUCAUGGACCUGUACGAGACGUCGGAGUCGACGUACUUGAGCCUCGAGGGCCCCCAGUAA
This is a messenger RNA of Babesia bigemina, 1176 nucleotides long. RefSeq names its product cyclin dependent kinase binding protein, putative. Bases 1 to 1176 code for a protein of 391 amino acids. Gene Ontology annotation, biological process: regulation of cell cycle. Lineage: Eukaryota; Apicomplexa; Aconoidasida; Piroplasmida; Babesiidae. The transcript has 2 exons. The record is from RefSeq and is a predicted model, not a curated record.